Helobdella robusta is the source of this 303-nucleotide messenger RNA. RefSeq lists its product as hypothetical. The record is from RefSeq and is a predicted model, not a curated record. The coding region runs from base 1 to 303 and encodes 100 amino acids. The transcript is spliced from 3 exons. NCBI's taxonomy places the organism in Eukaryota, Metazoa, Annelida, Clitellata, Rhynchobdellida, Glossiphoniidae.
AUGGACACAACAGUUCAAGAGUUUGAAGGCAAACUAAACAAGCUGUUACAUUUGAAUAAGGAUAUUACUUCUACAAAUUUGAAAUUACUAAUUGUGUCUUUACUUAAAUCUGAAAAAUCUGAUGAAGAACUUGAAAAAGAGUUUUACGAUCUAUUUGGCGUGGAAAAAAUUGAGUUGAUCAGAUCUAUUCUAAUGAAUCGAUCACAGGUUGUUCAGCUUGUUAGCAAUCCGAAUAAGUUGAUAGGGCACGGUUAUUUUUCUCUACGUAGAUUCCUAACUCCCGAACAGACUUAUUUCAGAUGA